GCAGACUGUAAACAGAGAGCACGCUGACGCUCGCCGAAGGUGGUGCCCCGGGAUGCCAACGCAGCUGGUGUUGGCUCUGCUCGCGGCCACAGCGGCGUGCGCCCUUGCCCGGCCUCCAGAGCCCACGCCGCCGCGGGUGGUGGCGCUGGAGGCCGCGCCGCGCGGCCCACUCCGCCAGCGCGUGCCCAUUCCAGAGUCGCGAGAGUACCUGUUACCGAGGUUCCUCUUGCCGCACUUUCUAGGCUACGAUGACAGCCCCCGGAUGCCUCCACCGCCGCAGCGAACUUUACCCGAUCAUGAUUGGCUAAAUAAGGAAAUUGAUCGCAUCAAUCAGAUGUCAAGUGAAAGCGACUCCUUUAUGAGGCCGUACGACGACGACUUGGCUCACUGGAUUGCCCGCGAUCCGUAUUUGCAGCGUAUGUUUGAAAACCCUGUGAGAACAGUUCCUAGACAAAAAUUGAUUCCAGAGUCUAUGAACGAAGCAGAUGAAACCAGAGAGAUACCGCGACAAAUGCUCACCCCUUCUAUUCAUAAAAUAAAAGGCCUAAGCAAACGCCCCGAGAAACCUACUGAUGAUACAGAUGAUAGAAAAUCAUUUGCACUUACGCCUCUCGAUAAGGGAUAUUUUGAACCAGAUCUAAAUGCAAAGAGCCAACAAGAAGAGGUCGUAGUGGACACGGGCAGUAUCCAGGAACCUUUGGCAGCUAUGGUCAAAGAGCCACCCCGCCAAACUCGGCAGAAUCCCAAUCUCAGCCGAACCAAAACACUCGUCACCGAAAACAUAGAUAAACUGAGAAGCGGGCUGGCUAAUAAGGACUACCGAUUACCCGUCUCCUUACUGCCAACCAACCUGGGCUGGUUGAAAAUUAAUACUAUUGAGGAUGAGGAGAGCAACGGGCACGAAGAAGGUUUGAUGGGAGAGAAGGGCAGAGAGAACAUUCACGUGCUGGAGGCCUCCAGCAACGACCCCAUAGACCCGCUGUUGUUUGCCGCCGUGGGCGGGGCUAUUGCGGCAGCUGUCAGCCUCACCAUAUUCGGAUUCACCUUCGCGUGGUAUACGUUGGCCAAAAAAGCGAAGGCAGCUGCUGACGUGGACUAUCCGGCGUACGGGGUGACGGGGCCCACGGUCGACUCGUCAGGGGACAGGAAGCUCGCACACUCGGCGCACAUGUACCAUUAUCAGCACCAGAAGCAACAGAUCAUUGCAAUGGAAAACCGGAUAGACCUGGAGCAGCGCCUGGGCUCGGUGUCGGAGCCGGAGUCGGAGGAGGAGAACGAGGAAGGCGACUACACCGUGUACGAGUGCCCCGGGUUCGCCACGACUGGUGACAUGGAGGUGAAGAACCCGUUGUUCUCCGACGACCCCACCCCGGCCACUCCCGGCAAAUGCGAUGUGGUCAAACCCCAACCCAAGGACUAACUGCAUACUAUACAUUCUUUCUUCAGUCUUCGUUUGUUCAAUAUAGAUCUCCAAUAACUUGGUUAAUCCACUUUUAGUUAGCAUUGUUUAAUUAUGUAUAUUUAUUAGAUUUACCUACAAAUAUUUUGAUGAUUUUUAAUUACGCUUGUGAUGGAUGCGAGCGUGUCGUUCUGCAUCAACAAUUUAUAUCGAGAGUUACUUCUAUAUUUGUUUUAGACCAUUAGUUCAAACAAUCUUACUAAAAACAUUAUACACCAAUAAAUUAAGUUAAAAAAAAUGUUAUACAAGUUGGCUUCCAAAACUACGAUUAAAAGGCUAUGUAUAGAACUGAAUCUAAAUUCUCAAGUCAGUUUUAAAUACUUACGGAUUUUUAAAGUAUAACAAACUUUAUGUACCUCUUCACAUAUCUUCUAUUUAACAAGGUACCAAUAUAUAAAAUGAAAAUAAUUCUUUUGUUCGUGUUUGGACAUAUAUUAUUACCUACCUACUGUUAAAACUCUGGAAAAUAUUCCGG
Molecule: messenger RNA, 1934 nt
Organism: Leguminivora glycinivorella
Lineage: Eukaryota; Metazoa; Arthropoda; Insecta; Lepidoptera; Tortricidae
Product: protein cab-1
Exons: 9
Coding region: 53-1420 (455 amino acids)
Cellular component (GO): membrane
Source: RefSeq, a predicted model, not a curated record